AUGAGGAAAUCACUGGCACAAUGCUUGCAUAAAUCAUCAUUUUUAAGUCAAAGACAAACAAAUCCAGAUGUCACUUAAGAUAAGAAAUUAGGAGUGAGAUUUGCUACCUAAUAUUAAUUGAGUGUUCCUGAAAUCGUGACUAGCGAUCCAAAUUAAUUAGAAUUGAUAAGAAUAAAAGAAAAAUACAAAUGGAAAUGUGAAGAACUUGAUAGAACAAAGUAAGUAAUGGAAGAAGAACAUAAAUCAAUUGAAGAGAGGGCUAAUGUACAUUUGCGUUUAUAUUAAGAAAUUAAAUAAGGGAGAGAAAGAAAUGAGGCUUCUGACAACACAAAUUAAGGAGAAACUUAAUAUAUUAGGAGAACAAGAAUAGAAUUUUAAGGAGAAAGUACUCUUACAAGAAGAGAAGAUGAAGGAGAGGGAAUAAUAAUUAUUGAUUAGCAAAAAAUAAUUAGAAGAAUAACAAAACACAUUAGAAAUUGAAAAAAAUAAAUUGAAGAUUAGAGAGAAAUGCUUACAAGAGAAGGAAUUUAUGGUUGAUUUAAAAUUAAGAGAAGCUGAACAAUAUGUUGAUAAGUUGAAACAUCAAUUACAAAGUGUGAAUUAGAAGGAAAGUAUAUCUAAUUAUAUUAAUAUUAAGAUUACUAUCAUUAAUAAAUUGAUAAAUUGAAUUCUGGAUUACAGACCAUUAUCUAGCAUGAAUUGUCAAUAAAAAACAUUGAAUUUAAUUUGAGCAAAUAGGUUCAAUAAUUAAGAGAAGUAGAACAAAGUUUAAUUGAAUAAUUGCAGAAUUGUAAACAAUAAGAGGAAGUAUUUGAUUAAAGAGAUUUAAACAUUUAAGUGAGCGAAUAAUUAAUCAAACGGAAAUUGGAAUGGGAUAACAAGCAAAUUCAAUCAGCCAAAUUAUCUAAGAUAAACACUGAAAAUUCUAGAAUGGAGAUCUCUAAUUUUGCUCAUUCUGCUUUUUCGCAAAAAUACUGA
Paramecium octaurelia is the source of this 978-nucleotide messenger RNA. Lineage: Eukaryota; Ciliophora; Oligohymenophorea; Peniculida; Parameciidae. The record is from the annotation of a GenBank genome assembly.